Messenger RNA from Macrosteles quadrilineatus (aster leafhopper), 970 nucleotides. It is a transcript of the gene Arpc4, whose product is annotated as actin-related protein 2/3 complex subunit 4. The record is from RefSeq and is a predicted model, not a curated record. Gene Ontology annotation, cellular component: actin cytoskeleton; Arp2/3 protein complex. Gene Ontology annotation, molecular function: actin filament binding. Gene Ontology annotation, biological process: actin filament polymerization; Arp2/3 complex-mediated actin nucleation. The transcript is spliced from 2 exons. The coding region runs from base 208 to 714 and encodes 168 amino acids. Lineage: Eukaryota; Metazoa; Arthropoda; Insecta; Hemiptera; Cicadellidae.
UUUAAAAGUGUUAAAAAUUGGGUUAUAAAUAGACUUAGUUUGCGGCCAAAUCCAAUAUCGAACCAAAACUUCAUUGUUGUAAAAACAGUACACAGAGACAUCAUCUUAUUUCUCUAAUUGUCUGGAAAUUUUACGAGAUAAGGCUCCAGCAGCUGAAACCAACUGAUGCUAGGCCUAUCUCAGCUGAAAGCGAAUUGUUGAAGCAACAUGUCGGCGACUCUAAGACCUUACCUGACUGCGGUUAGGCACAGUCUGACGGCAGCAAUGUGCCUGGAGAACUUCUCGUCUCAGGAGGUAGAGAGGCACAACAAGCCAGAGGUGGAGGUGCGAUCCAACAAAGAGUUGCUGCUCACACCGAUCGUCAUCAGUCGGAACGAAAGAGAAAGAGUGCUGAUCGAAGGUUCUAUCAACUCUGUGAGAAUCAGCAUUGCCGUCAAACAGGCUGACGAAAUCGAACGAAUACUUUGCAAGAAAUUCAUGAGAUUCAUGAUGAUGAGAGCGGAGAAUUUCAUCGUCAUCAGGCGAAAAGCUGUACAAGGUUAUGACAUCAGCUUCCUUAUCACCAACAACCACACGGAACAGAUGUACAAGCACAAAUUGGUGGACUUUGUUGUUCAUUUCAUGGAGGAAAUCGACAAAGAGAUCAGCGAGAUGAAACUGGCUGUUAACGCUAGAGCUAGAAUUUGUGCUGAAGAGUUUUUGAAGCGGUUUUAAAAGUUUUAUUUCAUCCGUAUUAUUUUUACAUAAUUAUAUGAAAGCUAAGGGACGGUUGUAUAAUUAUUUAUGCCAAAGUUUUAGCUUUUUUUUAUGAAAAAAUAUUAUGUCAUAUUGCAGUUUCUUUAUUUAGUCCGUCUGUUAAGACAAUUCUAAUUGUUUUAAAGCAUGUAUUAAUUUACCUUAAAUAAUAAAUAUUUAGGUUGUAAGGAGAUUAUACCCAUUUUGAUUGAAAUACAUUUUUUAACUAAUCAAA